Messenger RNA from Cephus cinctus (wheat stem sawfly), 1894 nucleotides. It is a transcript of the gene Spindly, whose product is annotated as protein Spindly. Bases 182 to 1849 code for a protein of 555 amino acids. NCBI's taxonomy places the organism in Eukaryota, Metazoa, Arthropoda, Insecta, Hymenoptera, Cephidae. The record is from RefSeq and is a predicted model, not a curated record. The transcript is spliced from 6 exons.
GCGAUCCGUCGGUAAUAUUCAUCUUGAAGGUUUUCUACUAUACCUACAGAACACGGAAUGGCAUAAAAUGCUCAUUUCAAACUGAAAUGUUCGUUGGGAUUGCUCGCUUCCUGAAGCCGUUCAGUUUUAGUAUGAAUUAUUAGAGAAUACUUUAUGUGCGAGAGCAUAUUUUAAUUGCGAAAUGUGUGAAAGCAUGGAUGCUGUUGAUCUAAGUCUUUUAUAUACGAUCGAGGAAGAAACGGACGAGAAUGGAAGCGAUAUAAAAAGGCAGCUUAGAAAACUAGCUUUGGAGAAUGAAUCGUAUAAUCAAGAAAUUUACGAGUUACGACGUAAGCUCGAGGUUAGCAUAGCCACUCAGAAAGAAAUGAGUGAGAUAAAUGCGAGUUUAGAAAGCACUAUAGCCGAACGUGCAAUUCAUGCUGAAAAUACAAUUGCUUGUCUGCAAUGCAGAUUAUCUAAUGAAAAGAAGGAAUACUCGGAACGUUUAUUUCAAUUGGAAACCGAUCUAGCACAAAGAGAUCAGGAAAUCAUGAAUUUAAAAAAAACUAUCUUAGAGCUGAAAAAAAUAGAGCCUGUGAUAAUAAAUGGACCUGACUACUCAGAUUCUAUUACCAAAGUUACAGAACCUUUGAUCGAAAAGGUGGCUGCACUUUCAAGUAUCAUAGAAGAACAAUACAAAAAACAAACACAGUAUGAGGAACUCGUGCCUGCAUUAGAGCAACAGUAUAGGGAAUGUAAUGAAAUCCUUAAUGUGACCAAAGAGGAACUGGCAUCAAAAAAUGCAAUUUUAGAAAGUAAUCAAGAGGAAUUAGCAGUCUGCCGUAUGGAAUUACAGUCAAUAAAAAGUGCUCCAUCUGAUAUCCAUAAAGGCAAUUCCAUAUUUGCUGAAGUAGAGGAUCGUCGUCGUGGUAUGUUAAAGAAAAUGGCAGAUCUACAAAACAACUACCAGGAGAUAAAACAAAUGUAUCAUAAUAAGGAAGUAGAAUUCAAUGUCUUCCGCUCCCAAUAUGCUGCAAUGUUUCACAAAGCUGAUAAUACUGCCAAUAUUCUUGAGGAUAAAGACAAACUUCUUAUUGUAUACAAAGACAGAGUGGCAGAACUUGAAAACAAACUCAAAGAGGAGCAAAUGAAAGAUAAACAAAAGGAAAGAAAACAAUCAACUGGCAAAGACUUUAGUUACCUAGAGAUUCUAUUGGUAGAGAAAACUAAGGAAAUUGAAGAAUUGCACAAAAAACUUGAACAUACUUCGAUUCAACGGAUCCUUACUGCGAACAUGGAAUAUACAUUAAAAGAUGAGUUAAGACACUGGAAACGUAAAGCAUUUUCUUACGAGAGUGAAUUAAUUACAUUAAAAAGCAAGUUAGAAUUGAAGCAUAUCAAUGACGAAAUAAAAAACUGUUAUCUUUGGGAGGACAAAUUUGAUAUGAAUAAAGAUGAAAGCAGUAAAAAUCAAAAUAUAAUGAAUGAUACAAUCAAAAUACCAGAGAGACAAAUAUCACAGAAAGUUAUAGGUCAUAACGUGGAAGAAAAAAUUAAUGAAUCUAUUAACGUCUCUACAGAUAUCACAGCCAAUGAUAUGGAAUUAACGGGAAUAAUACCCUCUAUUAUUCAUAAAGAUUUACCAGGCAAGAGCACCUUGAAUAAUAUAUCAAGCAUGCCAUUAAAAUCAGCUAUCCUUAAACCUGAUCAGGUAAUAAAACAUUUAGAAAGUGGGUACAAGGAGAAAGAAAAGAAAAGUCUUCGCUUUUCACCAGACACAGUGGAUUCUGUUUCCCAGCAAGUCAAGAAAGACUUAAAGAUAACAAAAAAAGAAUAUCCUAUAAUAUAUAUUGCAACAAACAAAAAAUGAAUUUAAUUUUUAAGCUUAACUUUAUGCAUGUCAAUAAAUUUUUAU